CGCCGCCGCCGCCGCCGCCAUUACACGGGUGCCGGAGGGAGAGAGGGGGUGAGGGACUUGAGGGUGAGGCUUGGGCCUGUGUCGCGCGCGCGCUCUUCUAGGCGGGCCGUUGGGCUUGUGACCGUUGGUCCGGGCCUCCCCCUCCCCUCCCCCUCUCUCUCUCUGCCCCCCUCAGUACCGUUGGCUUGUCUUUUUUUUUUUUUCCCUUUCCCCCCUUCCUUCCUUUUUUUCUUCUUCUUUCCCUCCCUUUGGGCCGGUCCAGCCUGGACCACACCGCCCUGGCCACGCCGCCCGGCGCUGCUCCCUUCUCCCACAACUGAGCGGGCGGCUGGCCAGAAUGGAGGACAAGAGCUUCACCAAGGAGCUGGACCAAUGGAUCGAGCAGCUCAACGAGUGCAAGCAGCUGAGCGAGAGCCAAGUGCGGAGCCUCUGCGAGAAGGUGCGUGACCGGGGGGGGGGGCGGCCCGGAUCCUACCGAAAUAAAACCUGAGAGGAUCACUAGAGAGAGGAAGGAGGGGGGGGGAGCUGAAAAUGACUCGGGCAAAAGGUUUUGACUUCUCCCUUUGCCAGUAAAACGGGUCCUGGGAAACCAAGGAGACAGUUUUGAGAAGGCUAAAGGUGGAGAGAGUUCUUUGGAAAGGGCUGUCAAGGCUGUGUAAAAGUACCCCCCCACACACACACAAAAAGACAUUUGCAUAUAGCAAUUAGAUUAAAAGCGAAGCUAACAGUAAUGAAGCCAGUGGAGUAUAUCAAUGUCAUACUUUAAACCUAGGCUUUGCCUUUCUUGGACUGUGGCUGUCUCUGCCCCCUGCGAAUUUCUCUCCAUCCUCACCAUUCUUCGCACUGUUAAGAUCUUGGUGCCUGGGGCCUGGUUUGAAACCUUGCUGUGUUCCUGGCAAAGGGCACUGUGGAAUUGUAGGGAACGUUACAAUUUGCUCUCCUCCCCCGGUGUAAUUCACUCUUCCCCGCGCGCUCGUGGGGAGACGGAAGUGUUGCGAAGGGUGGGGGCCACAGCCAGAUGACCGCAACUGUAUUGUUGCUUUUCCCCAACAACAACAAAACAAAAACCCACGAUGCUCUCAGCACCGGAUUUCCUGCAGUAAGAGGUUGCUUUUGCCACUCUUACGCAUACUGCCCCACAGAGUAUGCGUCCACAGCAGCGGGUUCUGUUAUAAUCCAGGUAUGAGCCACAGUACUGUAUCAUCCCAAGUACUCAGUGGAUGAUGCAGUGCUUAUGUGGCCACUACAUUUUGAAUGUAUGUAUCAGACAUGUUUUAGAGCGUUGUGCAAAAUAGCACCACUUUGUUAAAGUGCUUUGUCACUUUGAAGAGGAAAAAAUGGCUUUAUGACACAGUUCUGUAUAUUCCUUUACCUCCAUAGCUGUCAACGUUUCCCUUUUUUUAAGGGAAAUUCCCUUAUUCCGAAUAGGAUUCCUCGCAAGAAAAGGGGAAAGUUGACAGCUAUGCUUUACCUCCAAUGAUGGCGUUAUCCUCACUGUUUUGCACACCCUGAUCCAGAAAAUUUUGGAACAUUCUAGUUUCUUUAUCCGAACUAGGUUACUUGCUUUUCCUUCCCCAUACAAGGUUGAAUACAAAGAAGCCUGAUUGAAUUUGAAUUCUUUCAGAAGUUUUGGACAGCUUCCCUCACAGAAGGCUUCUUUCAUGGCUCUAGCUAGCCUAUGAGAAUAUAGAGUUAACAGUGUGAUCCUAUACUUACCUGCUCAAUGGGAAUUACUCCCAGGUAGGUGUGUAUAGGAUUGCAGCCUAAACAGUACAAAUAAUGUUUACAUUUUUCUUUUUGUUAGGAAAACAGCUAUACGUGCUUUCCACAUAUUUCAAUAAUGUAAAUUCUUGCAGUGCUUUGUAUAAUUGGAUACAGAACUACCCCCACUUUUCAACUCCAUUACACUUAGCAUUUAUGAAUGUAGUUGCCCAGCCACCAGAAGUGUGACUUUGAAAGCUAUGUAGUUACAGCCAAGAGGGAGCCACAGGAAUCCCAUAGUUUUGUGCUUAUUUCUUGAGUUUUAUCAUAUCUUAGUUUAUUGGUAUGUCUUCUGAAAUCAGAAUUUUUAAAAAUGCAGGGCUGAAUAUGUUUAUGUAAUCAGAAAUAUGCAUAAAUUAGUGCAAAAACAUUGAAGCAAUGGCUUCCAGAAGACCACAUUUCUAGCACUUUUACCAUUAAAAUUUAUACAUAAAUGAAGGAUUUCCAUGAUUUAUGGAACUGAAAUGAGAUUAUUAUUUAAUCCAUAGUAGAUCAUAUAUCUUAACUUCUUAAUAAUGUUUGCUGCUGGUAGUAAUGAUAGGUCUGGAAGUGGAGUGCACCUAGGAUAAUAGUUUUAAGAAUAUUGAUUUUGCUUAUCAAUACAAUUUUUCCUGGAGUUGAUAAACACAUCCUGAAGUGUCAAGCAAGUGCUUUUUGAACAUUGUAGGGCCAUGCAUUUGUUGAAAUAGGGGUAGGGGUUUGGUUGGUGAUACCUGUAAACGGGAGAUAAUAGGUAGUUCCUGAACACCUGAAAAAUUCCUAAACGUUAUGCCAGUUGUGACUGGUGCCCAUUGGGACUCGUAGCGCAGACUUCAGGGAGGCAAACAAUAGGGUGGAGCCAUAGCCAGUUACAGGCAGAGCCAGUUGAUUCUAAUUUUGCCCCCAUCCUCUUUCCUGUUGAGUUCAACAAGGAACUCAGUUCAAGACUGAGAUUAAGGACAGUCACUAGAUCUUCUGUUGCAGCAGUUUUUCUUUACAUUUGCAUAAAAAACUGAAUAUAUUUUGGUUUCAAAUCUGAUUGGUUGUUUUUUCUCAUAUUAGGCUAAAGAGAUACUUACAAAAGAAUCAAAUGUUCAGGAAGUACGUUGUCCUGUUACAGUUUGUGGAGAUGUCCAUGGUCAAUUUCAUGACCUUAUGGAGCUCUUUAGAAUUGGCGGGAAAUCACCAGACACAAAUUAUCUCUUCAUGGGAGAUUAUGUUGACAGAGGCUACUACUCAGUGGAAACUGUGACUCUUCUUGUGGCAUUAAAGGUAAGGUUUGUAGGUUCUGACUCCUGUGGUUUUAGAUUAAAAUAUGCUUAGUAAACAUUUUGCAAUGAGAUAAACUCCAUGCCACCUGGAGUAUAAUGGUGAUACCAGCUGAUGGAUCAUUACAACAUGUGUUUGUCCUUUAUGGCUAGGUGCGCUACCCAGAACGCAUUACAAUUCUGAGAGGCAAUCAUGAAAGCAGGCAAAUUACACAAGUAUAUGGCUUCUAUGAUGAAUGUCUACGGAAAUACGGAAAUGCCAAUGUUUGGAAGUAUUUCACAGAUCUGUUUGACUAUCUUCCACUUACAGCUCUAGUUGAUGGACAGGUAUGAUACUAUUAUUUUAGUGACACUCAUAAAAAAGCUUGGCUUCAGUAAACCUGGAAACCAUUACCAAGAAUGAUGCAGAUUUGUGGCGGGGAAAGGGAACUCCUGACAGCCCAGCAUUCCAUCCCAUAUGUGGUUUUGCCUUCAUAUUUGGUGGUAAUAGUACUGCCCUGUACUAAUGACUUAAAUUUCAUGUCCUUAAUUUGAAUUGUUAGGUGUAAAAUACAUAUUGUAUUUUGCAGAUAACGCUGUGAAGUGUGAAACAUACUUGUGUAUGGAGUUCAGAAACUCUAGUUUAAGAAAUGUUGGUGCUUUUUGUUGAUGUAGAAGGGGAAAAAAAGAUUAGCCAUUAAGUAAGCUACAGAACUUUUCACUGUGCAAAAAAUUGAUCGCUUUCUGGUGCUAUUUGAAUUGGAAUUUAAAAUGAGUUUGGCUUGGGUAUAAAAGUGCUUAUGUAACAAAAGUUUUAUUGGUUGAAGUGACCCUUCACUCUAGAACAAAGAAGCAAUUUUAAAAAGCCCUAGGAUUUUGAUACCCUUUCUUUCCCUCCUCUAGAUCAGUGUUCCCCAACCUUGGGCCUCCAGCUGUUCUUGGACUACAAUUCCCAUCAUCCUUGACCACUGGUCUUGCUAGCGAGGGAUGAUGGGAGUUGUAGUCCAAAAACAGCUGGAGGCCCAAGGUUGGGGAGCACUGCUCUAGAUGAUGCAGAUAGAAGGGGAUUGUUGAAAUGCUAUGAUAUCAACUAUAUUCACAGAGGAGGCGGAAAUUACUCUUUGCGCUGUAUUAUGCGGGCUUAGAUGUUAAUGCAUUUUGCCACAUUUUUAGCAUUGUGCUACUAAAUUGAUUGCUUUUGUGAAACCUGUUCGGGUUUACUGACAAACUAUGGUUAAUGGUGAUCAUGUGGCUGCUGAUAUAUUAUGAUUAUUAUUAACCAUAGUUAAUUGAAUCAAGGCAGCUUCAUAAACUGGCUUUUUGUUGACUUGUUUCAACAAACCACUGUUAAGAUUAAUUAUAUGUUGUCCAGAUUUAAUACAAGCUGCGUUUAGAGCAGAAGCAAAACUUCUAAACUCCUGGCAGCUGAAGAGGGUGGGGGAGGGGGGAACCUUAAGUUUGAGGCUCACUGCAGCUUAUUAUUGUAACCCUAAACAAUGGUUUUAGUGUUGCAUCUAAAGUGGCCCAAUGAAAAACCUGUUUCAGGUGAUCACACAAGCUGGUGAUUUUAAUCUUCGGUAGAAAUUUCUGUUCUCCCCUUGUGCAAAAACUGAGAAAGAAAGCAACACACAAGGCUCAUUGUCAAGUGCAUGUUGCGACAGUAGCAUAAGAAUUGGUUCUUGGUAUCAACAAAUACCUCAAGCGAAUGAGGAAUACAACCUCUUGGCAGUGCAAAUAAUACAUUUAUUCUGGUUCUUAUUCUUCUUCAGAUAUUUUGUCUCCAUGGAGGUCUUUCCCCAUCUAUAGAUACACUGGAUCAUAUUAGAGCUCUUGAUCGUCUGCAGGAAGUUCCACAUGAGGUAAUAUCAAUGAAAAUGCAUUGUGACUCAGAGUAUACAUUGAAUGGCAAAUAUAUACAUUAAAUAUAGAAUAGGGUUUGGUAUCAUAUCUUUGAACUGAAUCAGGCAAAUAUAAUAGCUAGACAAAAGGGUUGCAACGUGCAGUUGAUCAGUUAAUUGAUUAAAAAACGUGUUGGUUGCCUUAAUUAGUUUGCAGAUCUUUAACCUUUAAAAUUAUUUUUCAUUCUAGUAUUUAUAAAAAUGGGAUGCAGUCCUAGUUAUGCACCUGAGUAAGUUCUGUUGACCUUUGUGGGCCUUACUUCUGAGUAGACACGUAUAAAAUUGUACAGUAUGAGGCAUUCCCUGCUGUAUGUGUGUGUGGAAAUGCCUUUUAAAAUUUUGCAAGCUCUGGUCAGUCUUAAAAACCAAGAGUUUUUUUUCUUCUACAGUACUAUUUCUUAUGUAUGAAUUUAAUUGGAUGGCUAAAAAAUGAACAGACCAGAACUUCUACUUUAUAGUUUACCAUAAUAGGGUCUGUAAGAACAAAAUGUCUGCACAGCUUGGGUGUCAUAUCAAGCCCUGAAUUGGUGGUAUAGAUACUUUGUUCCAAUACUAUUUUUUCAGCUCUCCCUAAAUUCAAAGAUCUCAGGGUGGGUGACAAUAUUUAAAAUGAUAAUAACACAUCUAGUUACUUAAAUGAAAGCAGGUAAAAAUGGGGCUAAUAUUCAUAAAUGCCCAGCCUAGUGUUAGAAUGUCAAAAGCAUUGGGGCCUGAUUUAUCUCCAGGAGGAAGGCAUUUCAUAGUCAGAGCCACCACAGAGAAGGCCAUGGACCACAUAUCUGCAGUACUUCUUAACACAGAUGUUUCUCAAAUGGUUUAUUAUGUGCACUCAUGGCAGUGAUACAUGACUCAUUCAUUUGCACUGGAUUUUAGUCAACACAGAAUGCGCUUGGAUAACAACAGUUCUGUAGCAACUGGAGUUGCUCUCCUGUAACUUUACAAAGUGGCUAGUACAUUGCUACAGCUGAAAUAGGUUUUAAAAGAGCAAGACUAGCUUUUUGAGGAGGUUGAGAAUUUGUAAAUCUUCUCGAGCAGUUUAUGCAGUUGGCACCCCCUUCCCUAAAAGCACUUUGCAUCAGGAUUUAGCAUCUGCAUUCCAACAUACGUAGGAAGCACAAGGAUAUGUGGACUGGUCCAGUCCCCAGCAUCUCAGGCACACCCGGCUUUUCCAAGUUAAGCAGGGAAAUCUCAAUGAGAAUUCUAAACGUGCUUGAAUAAGUGAGGAUAGAAGCUCAUUCAGACCUUAGUGGGGGUGGGUGGAGUAGACAGAGUCAUGCAGGGACCUUGGUAGACAUGAUGCCUGAAUAGGGCUAUUGUCUUGUAUAAAUAGAAUUAUUCUGGGCAUUUGUAAAUAAUAAUUUGGCUGUCCAUACAUGAGUUGAAAAUUGUGGUGUUAAUUACUUUAGAAAGUUGAGUUAUGCCUGCAACCUGGCUUUGAAAGUUUACCACAUGCUUGGUUUAGAAUGCUUUACUAUAAUCAGUGCAUAAAAUUUCUGUAGCUCUGUUUUGUUUGAGCUGCAAGGUAGAUCAUGGCUCCUUUCUUCUGUUUGCACCACAAUGACUAUGUAGUUUAAGAGAGAGACAGACGUGCAUCUACAGUGCUGUAUAGUUAGAAGGUACAUUUUAAACUGAUGCUGAUGUCAUGCAAAGUUUGCUAGAUGAGUCAGUUCUGAGAUUAUGCACAGCUUUCACAUUGGAAGGGUGUAGACCCUUUAACUAAAACAUUUCGUUUGUGUGCUUGAAGCUGGAAUUAUGCCUAGGUACUUUGCAUGCAAGAGCUGAUCUUGCAGGAUCCUGGCAUCCCUCAGCUGUUCUUUUGGAUUUUCCUUCUUUGUUUAGCUGUCAUCUGGUUUCCGUUCUUUCUUUUGGGAAUUGCAUUAGUUUUUCUCAGUGCCUUUACUGCCUCUGGUCCUUUCAACCUAGUUUUCAUUUCAACUGAAAUUACACUUUUUCUUUACCAGUUUUCUCUCUAAACAGCACUGUGGCUUUUCUGUUCAACUUGAUCUUUUGCCAGAUACACGCACAAUAGUUCACAUACUGGUGAUGUUCAUUUAUAUUUUCCUGUUUUUUCCUAGUAUCCUUUUUUCUAAUUAUCAUUUUUUCAUCCUGCUUUUAGUUCUUCUGCUCCAUCUGUGUUUGUUUCUGGUAUUAUUUUCUUUUUGGCUUGGAAUGUAUGUAUUUUGUUUUGAUGCUUUUACUUCAUACACUUCUUUGUUUGCCAAAUUCAUCUGCUAAGUUUCUCAUCACUUUUACAGGGGGGUUGGGUGAUUUUUUUCUAUUGAUACUGUUCACUUCUCUGAUUUUCACACUUGUUUUCUCUAGAUAGGUUUCAUUUUCAAAUUCCUGAAGACUGUAGCAAACAACUUUUCCUAUUUGUCUGUAAAAUGUUUUUAUUAAAUAGAAUAUGCAAUAUACUUAAGAGAUCCAGGAGCUUAACACUUUUUAGAUUACCUUUUGCAAUAUUUUCCCCUUUAUGUAACAUAUUGUACCAUUUUCUUUGAACAGGGCCCAAUGUGUGAUCUGUUAUGGUCAGAUCCAGAUGAUCGUGGUGGCUGGGGGAUUUCUCCACGUGGUGCUGGCUAUACAUUUGGUCAAGAUAUCUCUGAAACAUUUAACCAUGCCAAUGGGCUUACAUUGGUGUCCCGUGCUCACCAACUUGUAAUGGAGGUAUAAUUACUCUGUUGCACCUAGCCACCUAAGGCUUAAAAAUGAAAGUCUGUCUUUUUUGGAAAGAAGGUUAUAUAGUCUCAGCAUCUUGAAUUUUUAUGCCAUGUAGUAGGCACCAAAAAUGUUCAGUAUCUUAGAGGUGUAAAUUAGUAUAGUAUUCAUCAAGAAUUAUUAGAACAAUAUUCAGAGUAAAUAAAAAUGUUUACACGUAUCACAAAUAUAUGGUUCAGUUAACUUUAUUUGCCAAUGUACCAGUUAAUCCUGUAAUAUUAAUGUCUCUGUGACUGAUUUUAGUUUAUACUAAAUUAAUUUUAAGGGGACGUUUCAAGUGAGCAUCUUACAUUUUCCAAUUUGCUAGUGGCUAGGGUUUGAUAAUUCGCCACGAGUUACAGAGAAUGUUUAAAGAUGUAAAAAUUGGUGUUUGCAUUUGAACAUAAUUAGUAUUCAUUGAGAUAGUGCAGAACAUGUUUGCUCUGACUCUGAAAUAGUUUAUUUUGUACCAGUGAAAAUAUAUAAAGCAAGGUAGGGUGCAUUCCUAAGGUGGUGCGGAGGGCGAGUCAAAGAUGGUCCUGCUGGGCUUGUGCCAGCACUGUGAAAGGGAGGCCAAAGGAGCAGUCUUAUGCUACUCCGUCCUUUUCUUUUUAUUUAAACUAUUUCCCUACCAUUGGGACCAAUGCAAGGGAGAUAGAAAGGAAUAAAGUUUUCAGCUCCUGGGCUGUAGUUUUGUCCCUGGUGUGGGACUUGUCAGGGUACUGGGAAGGCAUUAGAUCAAAGUAUUUUGGCCUAUCCCCAGCAUGUCUCUUUAUCACCUCUGAUCAGGGUAGAGUAAGAGUUGUGGAAGUUUCAGCUAUGCAGAAGGGGAAUUUAGUGUCAGAGCUUGCUUUCUGCUGCCAGAGAAGGGAAUUAGAUGCUUCCUGUGACCCCUGGAUCUCCCUCCUCAGGGUCAUGGGAUUACUGGCCUUACACCUUUUAAUCUAGUUAUACCUUUUCAAGAAGAAAUUGGUUGAUACUUUUAACUGAAAGCAUUUUCUUCCCCCCACUGCAGGGUUACAACUGGUGUCAUGAUCGGAAUGUGGUCACCAUUUUCAGUGCACCCAAUUACUGUUAUCGUUGUGGGAACCAGGCUGCUAUCAUGGAACUAGAUGACACUUUAAAAUAUUCCUUGUAAGAAACAUGAGCUUGUUUUAACAAUGGGGGUGAGGUUGCAGGGGGUAAAGUUCUCUGGCUUGUGUUAAGUGUUGAUGAAUUCUAUAGAGUACACCACUUUUGCAGUAUGAACUCUAAAGAAUAUCUCAUGGGCCUAGUUUAGAUAUGCUGGAAGCCUAGUUAUGGUUUAGCACAAAUGUGUGGACUCGUGGAAAGGAGUUUGCGGUCACUUUGCUCCUUUCCAGUUGUUUUGCUGCUGCACGGAGUGGGACAAAGCUUAGCCCAUCAUAUUGAAAUCUGGGCUCGGGGAUUAGCUCAUCUGGACAAGCUACAAGCCAUAACCCAUAGGACAAACUUUGGUUACAGCUUGUGGUCAGGCUGCAGAGAGCUAAACCACAAGCUUAACCACUUCACGUUUGGGUGACGUGAAGUUAUGGCUUAGUUCAGUAGCAGGCCAUGGGGGAGAAAAACUGCUCACAUUCCAAGGCUUAGUGUGAUGUGCAAACUAGGCCCUAAUGUUCAGAAAAUGAUAGCUAAAACAUAAGUAAUAUUUUUGAAACUAUGUUAAAGAAUACUGCAUUUUGUUGUUAACAUCACUCACGUUGAAUUGCUACCUCGUCUAACCAAAGAACAGGACACAUUAAUUUGGGAAUUACACCACAAAAUAGUCACCUUCAAUGUAGGGACAGAAUUUUAAACAAAUCAUGAUUAAAACUAUGCUAAAUGAGUCCAUUUUUAUUUCAGCGGAACUUCUCCCGCUCAAGCCCUAAUAGAGGGUGAAAGUAUGGGAAAUGAUGACUGAAAUAUUGAUAACGUUUGUUGCAGUUAAUAAAACUACAAUUUCCCUUUUUUGAUUCAGUGUUGCAUACCAUUUAGUGAAAUAUGGGUAAUUGUCUACCGUAGUCAAGCAAGCACAAACAUUGUCCUCUUGAAAUCCUAAACCCUUGGCCAAAAUAUUAUUUUCAGUUUUGGCAAACCUGAAUGAUCUUUGUUGGCCUGACAUUCUGCAAUAAAAUAGCUUAAGAAUGGAACUCGUGGAAAUGAGAGUGGGGAGAGGACAGGUAUGGGAUUUAAUUAAUAAAAAUGCAGCAGUUAAUGCAACAAAGCACUUAAUCAGCCUUUUCCUUUUAACAGCCUUCAAUUUGAUCCAGCGCCUCGCCGUGGAGAGCCUCAUGUUACUCGGCGUACCCCAGACUACUUCCUAUAAACAUCUCUUCCUCAGCCUGACCUUGAUCAGUAGUAGUACACCUGGCAAUUUUUGAAAAGCAACAAUUUGUGAUAAGUUGAGGUCUGUCUCAGCGUAAAGCCUCUUCAUGGACCAAACUGUGCCAUAAUGAGGAUGACGAGCUUUUGAGCACAACUUCAGAUGGACUUCAACGCACUAAUCAAUCCUUUAUCAGCCAGUCCAACAGCCAGUUUGCCUGCUGUAACUAUAGUAAUUGUUUUCUUCUGGACUAUUCAAAGAGGAAAGGUAACUAACAAACUCAUCUCCCUGUCAUGCUUACUUGUAAAUUUUAGUUGUAGUGUUUAACUGGCAUGUAUUAACAUUUUGAAGUUUAAGAAAAAUGCACAAACUAACUUCCUUCUUACGCCUAUCGCCCUCUAUUUUAUUGACAUAAGUAAUUUAACUGCAGAAGAAAGUUCCUCUUGGGAGUAUGUUGUCAUAAGCUUUCCCUCCAUUUAAGCUAGAUUACUGUUCUGUGUUGAUCCUACCUUUUUUCUGUAUAUUUGUCAAAGUGCUUGCAUCUUAUUUGAUGUAUUUGAGCAAAUAAACUUGCAGAUCAUUACUCCAAUCAGAUGGGUACACUGAAAUGAAAUAAUUUCUCUUUCUCAUUCAUU
Messenger RNA from Podarcis lilfordi (Lilford's wall lizard), 10537 nucleotides. The record is from the annotation of a GenBank genome assembly. NCBI's taxonomy places the organism in Eukaryota, Metazoa, Chordata, Lepidosauria, Squamata, Lacertidae.